This is a messenger RNA of Ornithorhynchus anatinus (platypus), 3036 nucleotides long. RefSeq names its product RNA 2',3'-cyclic phosphate and 5'-OH ligase (gene RTCB). The record is from RefSeq and is a predicted model, not a curated record. The transcript is spliced from 12 exons. Bases 720 to 2237 code for a protein of 505 amino acids. Gene Ontology annotation, biological process: tRNA splicing, via endonucleolytic cleavage and ligation. NCBI's taxonomy places the organism in Eukaryota, Metazoa, Chordata, Mammalia, Monotremata, Ornithorhynchidae. Gene Ontology annotation, cellular component: nucleus; tRNA-splicing ligase complex. Gene Ontology annotation, molecular function: RNA ligase (ATP) activity.
CUGAGGGAGGCCCCCCCACCGGCGCCUGCGCAGUGAGAGGCUGAGGGAGCGCCUCCAGCGCCUAAGCAGUGAGAGCCAAGGGGACCUCGCCGGCGCUUGAAGGAGCUCGCCUGCGCAGUGAGAGGCUGAGGGAGCCCCUACCGGCGCCUGCGCAGUGAGAGCCAGCGGGACCUCGCCGGCCCUUGAGGGAGCCGACCGGCGCCUGCGGAGUGAGAGGCUGAGGGAGCCCCCCCCCCACCGGGCGCCUGCGCAGUGAGAGCCAGCGGGACCUCGGCGCUUGAGGGAGCCGACCGGCGCCUGCGCAGUGAGAGGCUGAGGGAGCCCUCCCCCCCCACCGGGCGCCUGCGCAGUGAGAGCCAGCGGGACCUCGGCGCUUGAGGGAGCCGACCGGCGCCUGCGCAGUGAGAGGCUGAGGGAGCCCUCCCCCCCCCCACCGGGCGCCUGCGCAGUGAGAGCCAGCGGGACCUCGGCGCUUGAGGGAGCCGACCGGCGCCUGCGCAGUGAGAGGCUGAGGGAGCCCUCCCCCCCCCCCCACCGGGCGCCUGCGCAGUGAGAGCCAGCGGGACCUCGGCGCUUGAGGGAGCCGACCGGCGCCUGCGCAGUGAGAGGCUGAGGGAGCCCUCCCCCCCACCGGCGCCUGCGCAGUGAGAGGCUGAGGGAGCGGCGCCGGGCAACGGGAGCGGCGAGUGUUCGGGGGCGGCCGAGCCGCCAUCGCCGCCAUGAGUCGCAGUUACAACGAUGAGCUCCUCUACCUGGACAAGAUCCACAAGAACUGCUGGAGGAUCAAGAAGGGCUUCGUGCCCAACAUGCAGGUGGAAGGAGUAUUCUAUGUGAACGAUCCUCUAGAGAAGCUCAUGUUUGAGGAGUUAAGAAAUGCCUGCCGAGGUGGUGGUGCUGGUGGCUUCCUGCCGGCCAUGAAGCAGAUCGGCAACGUGGCCGCCCUGCCCGGGAUCGUUCACCGAUCUAUUGGGCUUCCCGACGUCCACUCUGGUUAUGGAUUUGCCAUUGGGAAUAUGGCCGCCUUUGACAUGAGUGACCCAGAAGCGGUGGUGUCCCCAGGUGGCGUCGGAUUUGAUAUCAACUGUGGCGUCCGCUUGCUGAGAACCAACUUGGAUGAAAGUGACGUCCAGCCGGUGAAGGAGCAGCUCGCCCAGGCCAUGUUUGACCACAUCCCCGUCGGGGUGGGAUCUAAGGGGGUGAUCCCCAUGAAUGCCAAGGACCUAGAAGAGGCCCUGGAGAUGGGUGUGGACUGGUCCUUACGAGAGGGCUAUGCCUGGGCCGAGGACAAGGAGCACUGUGAGGAGUACGGACGGAUGCUGCAAGCUGACCCCAACAAGGUGUCCGCACGGGCUAAGAAGAGAGGCCUGCCCCAGCUAGGGACCCUGGGAGCGGGAAACCACUAUGCCGAAAUCCAGGUGGUGGAUGAGAUUUUUAACGAGUAUGCCGCCAAAAAAAUGGGCAUCGACCACAAAGGGCAAGUGUGCGUGAUGAUCCACAGCGGCAGCAGAGGUCUGGGCCAUCAGGUCGCUACAGAUGCCCUGGUGGCUAUGGAAAAGGCUAUGAAACGGGACAAGAUCAUAGUGAAUGACCGCCAGCUGGCCUGCGCCCGAAUCUCCUCUCCCGAGGGACAGGACUACCUGAAGGGAAUGGCGGCCGCUGGCAACUACGCCUGGGUCAACCGCUCUUCCAUGACUUUCCUAACCCGACAGGCCUUUGCCAAAGUCUUCAACACAACCCCUGAUGACCUGGACCUACAUGUGAUUUAUGAUGUAUCUCACAAUAUUGCCAAGGUAGAACAGCAUGUGGUGGAUGGAAAAGAGCGAACUCUUCUGGUACACAGGAAAGGGUCCACCAGGGCUUUCCCUCCUCACCAUCCCCUCAUUGCUGUUGAUUAUCAGCUGACCGGACAGCCCGUGCUGAUCGGUGGGACCAUGGGGACCUGCAGCUAUGUACUCACCGGCACCGAGCAGGGCAUGACCGAGACCUUCGGAACAACCUGCCACGGAGCUGGCCGUGCACUGUCCCGAGCAAAAUCUCGACGAAAUUUGGACUUCCAGGACGUUUUAGAUAAACUGGCAGACAUGGGAAUCGCGAUCCGCGUUGCUUCACCCAAACUGGUGAUGGAAGAGGCUCCGGAAUCCUAUAAAAACGUCACAGAUGUGGUGAAUACCUGUCACGAUGCCGGCAUUAGUAAGAAAGCCAUUAAACUGAGACCUAUCGCUGUUAUCAAAGGCUAGUGACCCGACCAGGAUCAUACGAAAACCCAGGCGUCACCAGACUUGGCUGAGAAAUGGACUGGAAUUCUACCCCGUCUCCAAAUCACUGUCCUGACUCCUGAGUUUGCAGCUUUCACUUCCCAUUUCCAAAAUGACUGACAGGAUAGGUUGCUCCUUUGGUUAUCCGGCCUUUCUUAAAGGGCAGUGCUGCCUCUUCUAAGAAAGUACUAAUGAAUUUCUCUACUCUUACGCGAUCCUCAAUUUUUACUUUGAAAAAAGAAAUCAGCUCAGUCAGUAACUAGCAUCAGAGAUGUAAAGCCCACCAUCCGGGGACAGGCUUACCAGAAAGUCUCGACGUAGCUUGACAGGUGUUGAGGGGAAAUUCCCCCAAAAGACCCGAAUCAUCUAAACUUUAGUACACGCAAGCCUUACUGACGGGAUAAAAGCUCGGCUACCUGACGGCGUAUUGGGGCAUUAGCUGAAUAGCUAGUGGGGAAAACUACGUUUGAUCCUUGUCCCGAGGGGAGUUUGGUUAGCAACCUCUCACCCUGAAGGCAAAGGCUGAAAUAAAAGACCUUCUUGGUACGUACGCUGUCCCAUCGUAUCUAAUGGAUACCUCUGCAUUUAGUAAAUAAAUGCUAAAUCAUCCCAACUGUGAGGUUGAGAGUGGCUCUUGGGCCUGAUUAGCUGCAAGCACUCCGGUUGAGACUGAGCACAUCUCAUUUUCCGAUCUGUAUCCACUGGAACGGAACCCCGGAUGGUGAAUUACAGAGACCUUGGUGUGACCAAGCGAUCAAUAAAAUGGAGAUAGCAUAAAUCA